AUGGCCAAGCAGACUUGGUUUCGAGUUUUUGCCGAGCAGCAGCCUCGUCAGCAGCAGGCGGUCUUCAAACAAUGGUACCCGAAUGGCCUACCUCGCACGUACAUAAUGUGCCCGGAAAGAGAUCAGUCGGUUGUUCCCCAAACAUACGUCGAAAACAACCUUCCUGUCGGUUUUUACAUCAACCCCCCCACGACAGCGGAAGCCAUAUUCUCGACCCGGAAUGGCAAGGAUCAGUUCAAGCGCAUGCAUCAUGUCCUGCCUCAUCGCCAUCUCCAUCUAUGGCCCCGUGAUGAGAUACAGGCGGUCUGCAACUCCGUCCGAAAAGUCCACUGGGCUUCGAUGAAGCGUAUGCAAAGGCCUGAGUCCUGGGAUGAUCUCUGGAAGUAUUUUGACGCGCACGACCUCUACUACGCUGGAGCGAUCAAUCUGUGGAACGUCCUGAAUACCCUCAUCGAUGAGAACGAGAUCAUCUUCAAAGAUUUGCGGAUUGAGACCGCGGUGAUCAUAGGUCACUGGUUGGAUGCCUGGCUUGCGGAAGACAAUCAGUCUAAGUUGAUCGCUUGGACUGAGGGCCAAGGUCCAAUUUUGGAUAUUCUCAGCGAUAGAGAUCGAGCUUCAAUUGGGGACAUCGAGGAUGAAGUGGUACCGUUACUUGAGAAUGCUCUAUUCUAUCGUCGAGACUUGCUCUUGGGAUCUCCACAACCGAUGCCAUCAGACUUGGUAACCGCCUGCUCAACGAAUUCGCUUCAAAACUGGCUGGACAAGCCGACACUAUCUCCUGGCGGCCUUCCUUCUUCUGACUCCUCAGUCUCCCCGCCACCCCCUCGAGAAUUAUGGAUCGAGCCGCCGUGCGUCCAAUUGAAUGGACUUCACUACUAUGGAUCCAAGUCUCUGUCUGCUUAUGAUACAAGCGAUAGAUAUGUAGCAGGGACCGAUACCAACACCGCUACAGGCAGGAAGCCUAGUCGCGGCCCAGUAAUUGCGCACGGUAGCUCAGUGUCACCAUUCAAAGCAUUCAGUCAGGGAUACCAGUCUAGUCGAACUAGUUCUUUCGGGGCAUACAAUGAAAGGACCUACAAGCCACUCGAUGGCCCAUGCUCCUAUGCAAAGCGCAAUCACUAA
Messenger RNA from Clonostachys byssicola, 1122 nucleotides. Lineage: Eukaryota; Fungi; Ascomycota; Sordariomycetes; Hypocreales; Bionectriaceae. The record is from the annotation of a GenBank genome assembly.